This is a messenger RNA of Caenorhabditis remanei, 759 nucleotides long. RefSeq lists its product as uncharacterized. The record is from RefSeq and is a predicted model, not a curated record. Bases 1 to 759 code for a protein of 252 amino acids. NCBI's taxonomy places the organism in Eukaryota, Metazoa, Nematoda, Chromadorea, Rhabditida, Rhabditidae. The transcript is spliced from 4 exons.
AUGUCAUCAUCCCCAAAGAGUGUUGUUAUAACUGGAGCCAAUCGUGGUAUUGGAUUGACUAUUGUGAGAGAAUUGAUCAAGGAUAAGAAUAUCCACCAUCUCAUCGCAACAGCAAGAGAUGUGGAGAAGGCCGAAGAUCUGAAAUCUAUCAACGACUCUCGUCUUCAUAUUCUACCUCUCGAUGUUGUUUGCGAUAAAUCUAUCGACACUUUCGUAGCCAAAGUCGCCGAGAUAGUGGGAUCAGACGGUCUCAACCUUCUUGUGAACAAUGCUGGAGCUGCAUUCGAAUACAGAACUAAAAUUGAACCAAAUCGUGCUACACUGGCCAAACAAUUCGAUGUCAACACUAUCAGUCUAGUGAUUUUAACCCAGAAGUUCCUUCCACUUCUCCGUAAAUCUGCUUCCAAAGUAUCCGGAGAUAAACUAUCAAUUUCUCGUUCGGCUGUAAUCCAAAUAUCUUCUGGACUUGCAUCAGUGUCUCAGAACAAUUAUGGAUCUGAUUUAAUUCCAAUGCUCGCUUAUUCAAUGAGCAAAACAGCAGUCAAUCAGUUCAAUAAGACGUUUUCAAUCGAUGUGAAAGACGAUCACAUUCUGAGUGUCAGUUUUGCUCCUGGAUGGAUUAAAACAGAUCUCGGAGGACCGGACGCCCCAUUGACGCUCGAGGAAGCCGUUCCGGUGUUGGUGUCCAGUUUCUACAAGUUGGACAACUCUCAUCAUGGCGGAUACUAUCAAAGAGACUUAACUCCAACCCCAUACUAA